Penicillium malachiteum is the source of this 2265-nucleotide messenger RNA. RefSeq names its product protein phosphatase 2A regulatory subunit RTS1. NCBI's taxonomy places the organism in Eukaryota, Fungi, Ascomycota, Eurotiomycetes, Eurotiales, Aspergillaceae. Gene Ontology annotation, cellular component: protein phosphatase type 2A complex. The record is from RefSeq and is a predicted model, not a curated record. Bases 1 to 2265 code for a protein of 754 amino acids. The transcript has 7 exons. Gene Ontology annotation, biological process: signal transduction. Gene Ontology annotation, molecular function: protein phosphatase regulator activity.
AUGAGACUAUAUAAUAGCCCCUCCCCUAUAUCACCAUCACACCCAGGAGAACCCGCCUUUCGACUCUACACCCGCCUCUCCCUCUUCAACCUCCUACUCAACCACGUCACAUCCAACCUGACCCAGAAUUUGGUCGUGGGUCUACAAUCGGGUGGCUCUGGCGCUUUCGAGGUCCCCCCCCCCCGCUCCCAGCCUGCCACUAAGCGACACGGAGUUCCUUCUGAGCGGAUCAAGCAACGUUCACCCCAUAUCGACCUCCGUCCUGCCAUUUUGUCUACUUCAUCUUUGACACGUCAAUUGUUCUAUCUUAAGCCAACAGAGCAUGAGCAGCUUUCGCGGGCGAAGGACAAUAAAUCGUCCAAGAAGAAGGAUUCAUCCAACUCUACACCACAGUCCCUUGGAGUCAACCCUACACAGCAGUCGGCAUCCCCGAACCAAGGUACCCCGACCUCCUCAACAACCUCUUUGAAUGACACACGAGGAAAAUCGCCCGAGAAUGCAUCUCCAGCAGGAACUCCCUCGGGAGGCGCCGGCGCUCCCGCUCAACACUAUAUAGCGCAGGGGGCUGGAGCGGCCGGUCAGCCAGUGAACAAUGGCCCAGGCACCCCGACAAGACAGGGCCAGCCCAUAGCCCCCAGUGUGGUCAUUAGUCCUAGUGGUCCUCAUGCCCCUCCUCCAGGUGCCGCUGAGACUAUGCCUGGAGAUUUGGCGCCCCCGCGGAAAUCUCAUGUGUUCGACCGUCUUCAAACCACCCCCAAGGACAUGUCGGAAGGAAUUCGGACCCCCAAACGCCAACACUCAUCUCGAUUUGAUAUCUCAGACCAGCGUCAGCGAGAGUUGGAGAAGCUGCCUGGCUUCCAUGAGGUUGCCCCGAACCGCCGUCAGGACCUUUUCAUGCAGAAGAUCGAUCAGUGCAACAUUAUUUUCGACUUCAAUGAUCCUACCGCAGAUAUGAAGUCCAAAGAGAUCAAGAGGCUGGCUCUCCAUGAGCUCUUAGAUUACGUCGCCAACAACCGAUCCGUGAUCACCGAACCUAUGUACCCUCGUGUUGUUGAAAUGUUUGCAAAGAACCUAUUUCGCCCAAUUCCCCCGCCUAUGACACCCCAGGGCGAGGCUUUUGACCCGGAGGAAGAUGACCCUGUUUUGGAGGUGGCAUGGCCUCAUAUUCAGGUGGUCUAUGAGUUUUUCUUGAGAUUUAUUGAGAGCCAAGAUUUCAACACGAACAUUGCAAAGGCAUACAUCGAUCAUCAAUUCGUUCUUCAGUUGCUGGAUUUGUUUGACUCGGAGGACCCACGGGAGCGUGAUUUCCUCAAGACUACAUUGCAUCGUAUUUACGGCAAAUUCCUGAAUCUGCGAUCAUAUAUUCGCAGGUCCAUCAACAACGUUUUCUUCCAAUUUAUGUAUGAAACUGAGAGACACAAUGGCAUUGCUGAGUUGUUGGAGAUUUUGGGCUCUAUCAUCAACGGCUUUGCCCUUCCGCUGAAGGAGGAGCACAAGCUCUUCUUGACUCGGGUUCUUCUUCCCAUGCACAAGGUAAAGAGCUUAAGCAUGUACCACCCACAACUGGCCUAUUGCAUUGUUCAGUUCUUGGAGAAGGACUCAACUCUCACAGAAGACGUCGUUCUUGGAUUAUUGCGUUACUGGCCGAAGACGAACAGCACAAAGGAGGUCAUGUAUCUCAAUGAAGUUGAGGACAUUUUCGAGGUCAUGGACCCUGCCGAGUUUGCUAAGGUGCAAGAGCCUCUCUUCCACCAAUUAGCCAAGUCGGUUGCCAGCCCGCAUUUCCAAGUCGCCGAACGUGCUCUGUACUUCUGGAACAAUGAGUAUUUCUGCAACCUUGUCAGCGAUAAUGUGGAAACCAUUCUUCCAAUUAUGUUUGCUCCCCUUUAUGAGAACUCCAAGGGUCAUUGGAACAGGACUAUCCAUAGCAUGGUUUACAAUGCGAUGAAGAUGUUCAUGGAGAUCAAUCCUCAGCUUUUCGACGAGUGCUCCCACGAAUACACCGAACACCAGAACAGUGCAGACCAACGUGAGAAGACUCGACAGGAUCGAUGGGACUUGAUCGAGCAGCGAGCAAAGCGACAGAAUGGUGCCCCAGUGCUGCCAUCGGCUCCCAGCCUCAAUGUCCCCGAGCCCAUCGAUGAGGUCGAGGCCAUGACCAAUGAGAGCCAGAAGCGAUUGAAUAACCUGAAGCUUGAUGAAUCUGAAACCUCCAAGGAGCGACCUCCUCGGGAAGGAACUCCGGUGAGUCCUGUGCAACUAUAA